Tricharina praecox is the source of this 1132-nucleotide messenger RNA. RefSeq lists its product as uncharacterized. The record is from RefSeq and is a predicted model, not a curated record. Bases 311 to 1045 code for a protein of 244 amino acids. NCBI's taxonomy places the organism in Eukaryota, Fungi, Ascomycota, Pezizomycetes, Pezizales, Pyronemataceae. The transcript has a single exon.
CACAAUCUCCCCUCACACCCUCUCCCCCUCCACACCUGCUCCCACUCUCCUUCACCACAUCCUCCACACACCCGUCCGAAGCGCACAACGAACUUGCACUUCACCUCUUCAAUACCUCCCGCGACCUUGCCUUCCUCCCCCACCCCCCCCACCCCUGCAUCCUCUCCCCCUUCUACCUUCACCCCGCACUAUUCCCUCUGUCAUCCCGUAGCUUUCCCCGGAUUUUUUUUCAUUCUUUUCCGCCCGCCCCCCGCCCCGCCACUGAUCUACUAUCACUGCUAUUCUUACUACUACUACUACCACCUUCACGAUGACGCGCCCAAAGCGAAACACUUCGGGCGACCCAGACUCGCGACCCAAAAAGACGCCCAUCAGCCCCAAGCGGAAGCAGGCUCGCUGCCUACCUCCGACGAGCUCGGUACACGACGAAUCGAACAUGACCGAGGAUCUGACGGAAGUUGCGAACGAGAGGGCACCAUCGCCUACGAACAGCAGCAGCGGGAGUAGUAGCUCGUGCUGGAGCUCUGAGGCGCCACGAUCGUCUAGUGCGGGGAGGUGCUCGGGUGACCGGGGUAGCGAUGAUGCCAGCAGCGACACCAAUACCACGCCGCCAUCGUCGCCAACACCAAUGAAAUGGCGGGUUCCACAGAGAAUCAACCACAGUCCUCAGUUUUUGUUGAACGGUCAUGGUGGUGGUGGCGGCGGUGGUGGCGGUGCUAGUGAUGGCGGCGGAAAGGGGGGAGCACCAGGUGCCGGAAAUUAUCAUCAUCGUGUAUGUUGUCUAUCUACCCAAACCCACUCACACACACCCCCCGCAUUCCAUCCGUCACGUUGCAUACGUGCGACGCAUAUUUAUUUAGCUCGUGAGAGAAUGACGAAGGAAGGUUGCAUGGUUGACCUUCUGCGUAGUCUGAAGACGAGGGCGCCGACGAACGUGACCACGAGAAAGCCGGUGACGAAGAAGAAGAAGAUCAGCGGUGCGAUGAGAAUCAUGGCAGGGAACAUCACGGUAUCCCACAUCCUACCGUCGGUGGACUGUGCCUGAGGACAACAUCCAUCUCAACCUCCUUGCCGUCCAUCUUGGGAGCGACUUCUAUCCAAUCCCUACCCAGCGAGAUCCUACUCCAGAUAG